Rattus rattus (black rat) is the source of this 1911-nucleotide messenger RNA. It is a transcript of the gene Rhbdd3, whose product is annotated as rhomboid domain containing 3. The record is from RefSeq and is a predicted model, not a curated record. Lineage: Eukaryota; Metazoa; Chordata; Mammalia; Rodentia; Muridae. Bases 606 to 1763 code for a protein of 385 amino acids. Gene Ontology annotation, cellular component: membrane. Gene Ontology annotation, molecular function: protein binding; serine-type endopeptidase activity. The transcript is spliced from 9 exons.
ACGGAGGCUGGCGGGAGGGCUGGGGGAAGGGAUCCCGGCCUGGCACAACUGCUGACUAAUCGGCAGGCGGGAUCACGCGCCUGUGUGUGCGCGCAGCGGGCUCGGGGCACCUAGGUCUCGGCCUGGUGCGGGCGGCCAGGCUACCGGGCGGGCCCCCCACCUCGGUUUUCCAGGAAAACUCAGGCCCAAGAAAUUGAGUACUUCCCCUAGAGUUACAAAGCUGAAUCCGACCCAGACCCCGGGACUCCCCUCUCUGUGCUCCACCCGGAAGCUUCUCCACUGUCCUUGAUUUCCCAUUCUGUCCUCCUGGCUUCCCAGUAAGAUAUGGUUGGAGGAGUGUUACCGGCUUGCCUAUGAUGUAUGAGACCCUAGUUUCCAUUCCUACCGCCAAGAAAGAGAAGAGACUGGUCCAGAGGACUCGAGGCCCAGUUCUGUAUGUCCAUGGACCUGUCCCUUAGUGCCCAGGGAUGGAAUGGUUGUGAGAAGGUGCAAGAGGAAGCUUCAUUUUAGGUGACCCUGCCUCCAGUACUGGGAAACAAAUCCAGCUGCCUAUGUAUGGCUAGCAUCCAGCCUCAGGACCACCUUUGACCACCAUCAACAAAGCUAUGCAUGCCUGGGACCCCCCUGCCUCACUGUCCCGGGCACUGCCCCUCGCUUCCUCGGUCCUGAUGCUGCUGCUGAGCUGCCUGUGGUUGCUGGGGGCUGGCCCCAGCCUCAGGUUGGCUCCAGAGCUGCUAAUGGAACCCUGGCAGGUGCACCGGCUGCUGACCCAUGCUCUGGGCCACACUGCACUGCCUGGCCUGCUCCUGAGCCUGCUGCUCCUGCCCACUCUGGGCUGGUGGCAGGAGUGUCAUCUGGGCACUCUGCGCUUCCUGCACAACUCCACCGUGCUUGCCCUGGCUACCGGGCUGCUGGCUGUACUGCUGGCAGGCCUUGGCCUGUCCAGUGCAGCUGGAGGCUGUGGAUAUAUGCCUGUCCAUCUAGCCAUGCUGGCAGGGCAGAGUUACUACCCAGGAUGGCCUCAGAGGACCCUGCCACCAUGGCUGCUACCAUGGCUGCUGCUGGCCCUGACCCUGCUGCUCAGCUCUGAGCCACCCUUCCUGCAGCUCCUUUGUGGCCUUCUUGCUGGCCUAGCCUAUGCCGCUGGGGCCUUCCGGUGGCUGGAGCUCUCAGAGCGGAGACUGCAGGUGUUACAGGAAGGUGUCCUUUGCAGGACUCUGGCCGGGUGCUGGCCACUGAGGCUCCUUCCCACCCCAGGCAGUCUGGGUGAGCUGCCUGUCACUUAUCCUGCUGGAGUAAGGCCUGCCACCCCUAGACCUCCUUACCUGGCUUCCUCAAGCUCCUGGCCUCACAGUGAUGGCUUUGCUCAGCUUCCACCAGGCCUGGGGCCUGGACAGCUGACCUGGAAGAACUCGGAGAGGGACUUGGACUGGGCUGGGCCCAGCUUUGCUUCAGCAGCGCCGAUGUGGGCAGCCCUAGAUGAGCAAAUGCUACAGGAAGGGAUCCAGGCCUCACUUCUUGAUGUGUCAGUCCAGGGUUCCCAGAACACUCUGUGGUCACCAAAGCCCUCUGUGUCUUCUCUAAGGCUGCAACAGCUACAGCAUAUGGGAUUCCCCACUGAGCAGGCUGCGGUGGCCUUGGCAGCUACAGGGCGUGUAGAGGGGGCAGUGUCCCUGCUGGUGGAAGGGCUAGUGGAUACCGAGGCCCUAGUGACUGAGGAGAGGAGCGGUCCAGCCCACUGCAAGGACACUGGGGCCUCAUAGUCUAAGAAGAGAGUAGACCUGGCCUGAGUCCUUACCUGGUCUCCUGAGGGCUUGGUGGGGUCUUGAAAGCAUCCUGGGGCAGGAGCAGGCCCCACCAUGUUCCCCUGGUGCUUUGUAAGAAUAAAAGCUGGUGUGCUUUUCAACCUGC